AUGUCUAAUCCUCUUAUAUAUGGAGUUGAAUUUCAAGUAAUUAACAAUAAUGUAUCAAUAAGAAUUGCUAUCGUAUUUAAUUGGAUUAAACGUAUAUUUUUAGGCAAGAUCUUUAUGUUCAUUGCAUGCUGAUAUGGAUCAAGUCAGUUUUUUAAUUGGAACACAGUCAUUGAAUACAACUAAUAAUCAAGUGCAUCUCGUUAAACUACAAGAAAAGACAAAUACACUUUCUUCACAUGUAUGUAUUAAUAGAUAUAGUUAAUCACAAACAGUAAUCUUAAAAAAAAAAUUGAAGACAAUAAUAAUAAUUUAAGAAGAUAUUGUAGCAAGAAUUUUUAUUUUUGUUCAUCACCCAAGUAAAAUAUUUAUUUAAAAGUACCUAGACAUUUGUUCUUUUAUUUAGUUAAACAAUUUCUAUAAAAUGAAUAAAUACCAUUUUUGAAAUAUAAUGUAUUAGUAUUUUCGGUAGACAAUUAGUCUCUUCAAAAAUACCUUGUUUACAGAUUAUAACUCCCCUUAAUAAUUCUUUACACGGUCAAUUUUUAGCUCAUUUUUUUAUCAAAUUUUUGAUAUCCGAAUCUAAAUAUCAAACUAUUGAGUUCUUUUAAGAUAAAAAUUCUGAUUAAUUAUAAAUAUAAUAUACUGGUUGUCGAAUGUUCAAUGAUAAGGUGGCCAUCAAAUGCUCUUAUCAAAAAGCAUGAUUUUUUAAUAUUGUCAAAAAGUACACUGAUAUCUGGCGCCAUCUGCUAUAUUAUUUAUUAAAACAAAUGAUCUGUGUUUAUAAUCAGAUCAUAUCUCAGUCUUAGAAGUUCUAAGAUCGCGCAUCAUAUUAUGUAUUAUGUACAUAAUCCAAGUGUACCUCAUGGCUUAUAGAUAAAUUAUAAUAUUUAUAUCAUAGAUACCAACGUGGAUUAAUAUUAAUUAAUAUUAAAUGAAUAUAUAAUAAAUGAACUACCUUCAUAGAUACAUCUUAAAUCAUGACAUAGAUCUAUAAUCUGAUUGUUAGUGACACAUUGUAAUAAUUAAAUUAAAUUAAUUAUAUGUAUUAUUAUGAAAAUGUUUUAAUUACUUAUUAUAGGAACUAGGUAGUUGGUAUUAUCUUUUCAAAAUUGAGAUAAAUAGUAGCCCUAAAUUAUAACAGAUCAACAUUUGUAUCUUAUUUUAUCCUAUUGAAAAAAAAAUGUUGAUGGGGGGCUGAUUGUCUGCAUACAGCGCUUUUUCACAGGUAAUUGUCCUGGUACUAGAAUUUUCUUAUAUUAAAUAAAGUAAUAUUACAUUCUAGAUUAUAUUAGGUUAGAUUACACACUUACAUUUUUACAUCAUAGGUCUCAUAGGUUAUGGUCAGUUAUAUUUCUUAGUUGAAUCAAUAAUUUAAAUUAUGCUUUUUAAAUCUUCCUUGCCAAUUAUUUAUAAAUUAUUGCAUUAAAUAAUAAUUAUUGAUGACAUUUGACCUUUUUAUGGGGGUGGAUUUCAUAAGAUAAAUAAUAUAACAAUUUGACAAUAUAGUAAAUAAUUUACUUAAUUUCAGAUAUAUGAGCAUAGUGUUGGUGAAAUAUGGUCUUUGACAGCUUCUCCAAUGGACAAACGAUUAAUAUCUUCUUGUUAUGCAAGCAUAGAAAGAGAUUGUGAAAAAUGUACAGCAUUGUGGCGUCUACCAGAAAAUGAUGGCCAUUUAGAAAAUGUCCUAAAUUUCCCUUCAGAAAAGUAUGGUACUGAUGUUAAGGUAUUAAAUGUUUAAAUUUGUUAUUUCUUUAUUUCUUAAUAAUUAAUCUUUUACUUAUUUUUAUUAGGUAACCACAUUUCAUCCAACAAAUGAAACUUACAUGGCAUCUGUUGUUGAUAAUAAUAUAGUUAUGUGGGAUAUUGGUGAAAGUGGAGUAAAAGUUAUUUGUAACGCGGUAUUAGAUGGUAAAGGUAUGCAAUUUUGUUAUUUUUUUUUAACGGUAAAACAUAAUCCGUACAAGUAAAGUUACCUACAAAAUAUUUUGAAUGAUUAAUUACUAAUAAUCUGUUAAACAAAUGGUUAUUAUUGUAUUAUCAUAGUUUAUUUUAUUUUACGAUUGUUUUAUAGGUCAACCAAGAUUUACUACCGGCAAAUGGAAUCCACAAAGUGUUAAUCUACAGUUUGUAACAGCUGAUGAUUGUAAUAUAAAAGCUUGGGAUUUAAGAUCACAAGCCAAAAUUGCAUGGAGUUUAGAUGGAGUUCAUACUCAAGUUAUUAGGUAAAAUUAAAAAGCAUUUAUUCUUUUUUUUUAACUACAAUUUUGCCAUGUAGUAUUUAAAUAAAAGAUUUCAGACUAAUAGUAUUUUAUUUAUUAUAUUUUUCGAAAAUUAAUUUUAAUUUUCUUAAUAUUGAGAAAAACUAUGUUUUCAUCAGUCUCUAAUGAUAUUAAUAUUUGUUACAAUAACCAUUUAACCUUAAUUAAUCUUUAAAGUUAUUUUUCGGAUUGCAAUGAUUUAAUCUAGCAUCAGUAAAUAAACUAAAUUACAUAUUUCAAACUGCCCACCUAUACUACUGGCCUACACAUAGUGGUCACAAAGCAUAUCAGCAUUAUUUUUAUAAAUGAAACUGCACAAUAAAAAAAAAUAAUAAUAUAAAGUGAAAAUUAUAAACUUUAUAUUUAGUUUAGUGACUAAAUUUAUUUUUAUUUGACUGAUAUUUUUUUUUAAAUUCAAAAUAGAAUUUGAAUAAUAUAUUUUAAUGAAGUACCUUAUGUUAAGUUGAACAUUUUGAUUGCAGUUGCAAUUUUUUUUUAACAUUUAUAAGCUUUUUUUACUGACUUAUAAAUGUAUGAUACUUAUAUUUCUAAUAUUAUUUAUUAUUACUACCUAUACUUAAUGACAUUGUAUAAACUAUUAGACCAUUUCUUUUUAAAAUAUGAUAAAUUACAAUAUACAAGGAAUUUGUAGAAUAUUAUAAGGCUGUACCAAUUUAUGAUGUACUGAUUUUUUUAAAUCAUAUUUUUAUAGAUUUAUUAAUUUGUUCAAUAUUGAUUACAUUUUAGAGAUUUUGAUUUCAAUCCAAAUCGUCAGUAUUAUUUGGCUACAUGUGGAGAUGAUGGAUAUUCUAAGUUCUGGGAUAUACGUAAUUCUAGUCAACCCUUAAUAUCUCGUGCUGAUCAUUCUCAUUGGAUUUGGUCACUUAGGUAAAAAAAUAUAUCUAUAUACUUAAACAUUCAACAAUUUAUACAAUGAGUUAUAAUUUACCAAUUACUUAAGUUAAAUAACAAUUAAAAUUAUUGGUAUUUUCAACCAUAAUGUAAAUCUAACUUUGUGGAAUCGAUAAAAUAUAUUUUCAUUUGGAAUUUUAUUGAUAUGUUAUCAAUUUGCCUUUUAAUUUGUAUUAGACUUUGAAGUUUAAUUAGUUAAAAAGCAAUUGGAAUGCAUUAUUGUUGUAGACAAAAAAACUGUUAAAAUAUGAAUUUUUUUUUUAUUUUUACCUUCAAAAAAAAAAAAAAAACUCAAUUCACUCAAAUAUGCAAAAAUAUGUAAAUCAAAAUGUUAAUGAUUUCUAACUAGUAUAGUUCAUAAAGAUUAUUGUCAACACAACACAAAUACAGAAAGGAAAAACACUAAUUUCAUAUUAUACUUAUCUUAUACACUUGCACGUAUUAAGCGCCACUAUGAAUUUCCCCCAAUGACUCCUAUGAAUAAGAUUCCAAUUUUAAAAAUCCUAAUAAAUUCUUUUAUUAUAAAUAGUUUUUAAUAUUUUUAUAAUAAUAUUUGUGGUUAAAUAUUUUUUACCUGACUGCAAAAUGGGUAUAUGAAGCUUUAAAUUUCAUGAUUUAUUAACCAAUUUGAAUAAUAUUCAAAUUAAAAUUUGAAAUAUUUAAUUAAAUUGACGAAACUUCAUUUUUUUAUGAAAUUUGAUUUGUUAGGCCUGAUCAUUAUGUUUGUUAUAAUUUAGUUGUAUUCUAAUAUAUUAUUUAUAUUCAAAGGUAUAACCCAGUGCAUGACGAAUUAAUUGGAACAGCUUCAAGUGAUGGCCAAGUCCUUAUUACACGUUUAGUUGGAAUUUCUUCUUCAGCGAUUGAAAAUGAAGACAUCAAAACAAAAACUUCUGUUGAAGAUAAAAUUGUAGCUACGUGUGAUCAGCAUGAAGAUUCUGUAUAUUGUGUUGAGUGGUCAGCUACAGAUUCAUGGAUAUUAGCUUCUCUCAGCUAUGAUGGUCGUUUAUUGCUUAACAAAGUACCCAAAGACGAACAGUUAAGAAUUCUAUUGUAA
Messenger RNA from Cinara cedri, 4224 nucleotides. NCBI's taxonomy places the organism in Eukaryota, Metazoa, Arthropoda, Insecta, Hemiptera, Aphididae. The record is from the annotation of a GenBank genome assembly.